This is a messenger RNA of Malassezia sympodialis ATCC 42132, 2658 nucleotides long. RefSeq names its product Ca(2+)/Mn(2+)-transporting P-type ATPase PMR1 (gene PMR1). The record is from RefSeq and is a predicted model, not a curated record. NCBI's taxonomy places the organism in Eukaryota, Fungi, Basidiomycota, Malasseziomycetes, Malasseziales, Malasseziaceae. Gene Ontology annotation, cellular component: membrane. Gene Ontology annotation, molecular function: ATP hydrolysis activity; P-type calcium transporter activity; ATP binding. Gene Ontology annotation, biological process: calcium ion transport.
AUGGCGCAUGUGAAUAGUGAUCUGCCCUAUACCCGGACCGCUCCUGAGCGCAAUGGUGAGAACAAAUUGGCAGAUGUGUACAAGCGCAAGACGGUGGACGAAACGCUCGAGGCGCUAGGUGGCCCGUCGCCUGAAGACGGCUGGGACCGCGACGCGGUCGCGCAGAUGCGCGAGUCGAGCGGCACGAACGAGUUGGACGCCAAGGCACCUGAACCUCUGUAUGAGCGGUGGCUCAGCCAAUUCAAGGAGCCGAUGAAUGCGCUCCUGGUCAGCAGUGCCAUCGUGAGUCUGCUGGUAGGUCAAGCCGACGAUGCCAUCUGCAUUGCAGUGGCGUUGACGAUCGUCAUCACCGUGGGUAUCGCGCAAGAGUACCGUUCUGAAAAGAGCCUCGAGGCCCUCAACAACCUUGUCCCGCCACAGUGCUCAGUUGUGCGCGAAGGCCGCUCGCAGGCCAUUGUGGCCACCGAAUUGGUUCCGGGCGAUAUUGUCCGGCUGCGCUCCGGCGAUCGCGUGCCGGCCGACGUGCGCCUGCUCCAUGUGAGCGACUUUGAGGUCGACGAGAGCGCGCUCACGGGCGAGACGACGUCUGUGCGCAAGACGACCAAGCCCGUGGACGACGAGCCGAACAACCUUGCAUUCAUGGGCACGCUCGUCCAACGGGGCAGCGCGACGGCUGUCGUGUAUGCCAUCGGCCCUCAGACUGAGUUUGGCAGCAUUUUCGGCAUGGUUGACGACGUUACAGAGAAGCAGACGCCGCUACAGCGUGCGAUGGGCGACCUGGCGCAGCGCCUUAGUACGGCUUCGCUGGUCAUCAUUGCAGUGAUCCUUCUCCUGGGCGUGCUGGAGCGAAAGUCAUGGCUUGAGAUGUUCACGAUCGCUGUGUCGCUCGCGGUCGCUGCCAUUCCCGAGGGCUUGCCGAUCGUCGUCACUGUUACACUGGCGCUUGGCGCUCUGGAGAUGUCCCACCGCCAGGCGAUCGUUAAGAAGCUGCCGAGUGUCGAGACGCUCGGGUGCAUGUCAAUUAUUUGCUCCGACAAGACUGGCACGCUCACGACUGGCCAGAUGGAAGUCGUCGAAGCCUACACGGUCCCCGAUGGUAUUGUGCGCGUCGAAGAGGGUCAAACGCCCUCAUCGCAGGCACUGCUUAAGACAAUCCAAGUCGGAUUUUUCUGCAACAACGCGACCAAAAAUGAGCAGGGCGAGUGGGUCGGCCAGGCGACAGAGACGGCCAUGGUCGCCCUGCCCGAGGCGCUGGGUAUGAAUCUGCGGCACCAGGCGUGGACGCGGACGAACGAGGUGCCCUUUGACUCAGUGCGCAAGUGCAUGGUCGUGACGGGCCACGGCGACACGAGCGAAACACCAGGCGAGGCGCAGCUCGUUAAGGGCGCGCCGGAAGUCGUGCUGAAAAAGUGCAGCGCGUACAUGGCACAGCAGGUAACGAACCUUAAUGAUUCGGUGCGCCAUCAGAUCCAGGAGCACGCAGACAAUAUGGCACGUCGCGGCCUGCGUGUGCUCGCCACCGGCUUUGCGCCACAGGGCCGGCCGUUUGUGUUUUGCGGUCUGCAAGCCAUGCAGGAUCCGCCGCGCGAGGGCGUGAGCGAUGCGAUCAAGACGCUGCAGAGAGGCGGUGUGCAAGUGGUCAUGAUCACGGGCGACGCAAAAACGACAGCCCGAGCGAUUGCCGAGCAGCUGGGCAUUGCGUCGUCGCCCGAGGUACUCACAGGUCCCGAGGUUGAAUCGAUGAGCGACCGGCAGCUCCAGGAACACGUUCAGACCGUGUCGGUAUUUGCGCGGACGAAGCCCGAGCACAAGCUGCGCAUAGUGUCGGCCUUGCAGGCGAACCAAUAUGUCGUGGGCAUGACGGGCGACGGCGUCAACGAUGCACCGGCGCUUAAACUCGCGGAUGUCGGCAUUGCCAUGGGUACCGGCACGGACGUCACGAAGGAAGCGGCAGAUGUCAUCCUGGUGGACGACAAUUUUGCGACAAUCCUUAGCGCUGUGCGCGAGGGCAAGAGUAUAUUUUACAAUAUCCAAAACUUUGUCGGUUUCCAGCUGAGCACCAGCGCGGCUGCACUCAUCCUCAUCACGCUCAGCACUGUGCUGGGCUUCCGCUUCCCUAUGAACGCAACGCAGAUCCUGUUCAUCAACAUUCUCAUGGACGGCCCGCCCAGCCAGAGCCUCGGCGUUGACCCGGCGCAGGAGCAGGUCAUGGACCGCCCGCCCCGCCUCAAGGAUGCGCCGGUGCUCACGCGCCGCCUGUUCAUGCGCACACUGUUCUCGGCGCUGCUCAUGAUUGUAAUGACAGAGGUCACCUUCCUCCUGUACCGCCCCGAGAGUGGUCAAGAUACACACACGUCCACUAUGACGUUCUCGGCGUUUGUCGUGCUCGAUCUCGUAACGGCAUGGCAGAACCGGGGCCUAUUCAUCCCCCUCUUCGGCAACCACGUGCUGCUUUGGACGCUGGGCGGCAGCUUGCUCACCCAGUUUGCCUUGGUGUAUGUGCCGCUCAUGCAGUCCGUCUUCCACACCGAGUCGCUGCCGCUCAAUGAUCUGGGCUACCUUGCCUGUAUUGCCGCGCUGGCCUUUGGCGCGCAGGAACUACGCCGGCGCUAUGAACGCCGCUUGGAGAGAGAGCAACAGACCCGCUCGCCUGCCUAG